AUGGAGAGAGACGAAUUCUACAAAAAGUAUGAGGAAUAUUAUGAAAGCGAUAUUAGUCAGAUCCCACGUUUAAUCGAGGGUCUGGAUAUUGAAUUGUAUGAUUUGUAUUUAAGUGUACUAAGUCAUGGUGGGUAUUCAUGUGUUAGCAGAAAUGCAAAAUGGAUAAAAAUAGCGAAAGAAUUUGGGCUUAUAAAUAAAGAAAAGAAUAUAAAACUAAUAGAAGAUACGAAAUGUAUUAAGGAAUAUUAUUUGACUUAUCUUAGAGAAUUUGAAAGGAUACAUGAAAACAUAAAAAAGGGGAAAAUUAUAACGAAAAAGUGUAGAAAUGCAAAAAAUUCGAAUAAUGUAGAAAUGAAAUAUAAAAAGAAAAUAUCGAUUAAUAAAACUAAUAAAAAAAAGGAAAAGGUAGAAACCAAUGUUAACAAUUUACGUCGUGUUGGACAUAUAACUAAUUUUAACAAUGUCACAACAGAUAUUUCUCCCCCAAAUGUUAUCUAUAAUGUAAAUAACUUAUUUCCCUAUGUUAAAGGUUCUAGCAAAACAUUAAACUUAUUUAAUGCUACUGCUAGUAAUAAUGUUAUGUCUAAUUAUCUACGAUUUCAUAACAACCCAGACGCUGUUAAGGAUAGCAUAUUUAAUAAGGGAAAUGUAUAUUACUGGGAAAAUAAUGGUGUCUCUACUGUUAACUGGUAUAAUGGAGAUAGUGUGUUCGAGUCACGAAUGAAUAUGAACAGUAACAAAGUAGAUAUGGGCAAAGGAAGGAGUGCAAACAAGAAGGGAAUCAAUAGGAAACGGAAUCUUAAGAUGGGUCGAGACGUCACGCAAAUGGGAAUGGAUGAAACGCGUGCCACAGAUCUGAAUAUGUCAAAUUAUGCGAACGUGACAAAUUAUGGAAAUUAUCCAAAUCAUGGAAAUUACCCAAAUCAUGGAAAUUAUCCAAAUCAUGGAAAUUAUCCUAAUCAUGGAAAUUACCCAAAUCAUGGAAAUUAUCCUAAUCAUGGAAAUUAUCCUAAUCAUGGAAAUUACCCAAAUCAUGGAAAUUAUCCUAAUCAUGGAAAUUACCCAAAUCAACAUUUAAACCAUUUUCACAAUAAUAAUGCUACUGAUGGAGGAUAUUACCACAACGACAAUUUCCCCUAUGGCAGCUUUAGAACCCUUGAUCAAAACAGUUGGAUGGAUCACAGUCCAAUAAAUGAGGAAAAUUACUUGCGUAAGAACCAUGUGAUUAAUCUAGAAAAUACAGGUGCAUGCAAUGGAAUUAUCAGAAAUGUUAAUAUGAGCAAUAAUUUUUUUAAUUAUGCGAAUGUUGGUUUUACUGAGACACCACGGGCUUUUGAUAAUUCAUUAGAAGGUUAUAAUUGCUUAAGCAUGAUAGUCCCAUUUAGGACAAAUUGUCGAAGCGAUUAUAGAUCAACUUUUGGUGGUCAUUUUGGUGGUAAUUCCUACUCUAUGCACGAAGGAAACGUUAAGUGGAACUCUUUCGAAAGAGAUUCGGACGGGGAUCAGAUGGUAGGUUUUAAUGGAUUCAUGAACCCGUUUGGGUCAGUUGGGUAUUAUGGCAACCCAGUAAGCUACCCCCCAGAUGGAGAAGGAUAUUCCUUGCAAGGAAGAUGUGACAAUAAUAUGAAUAUUAGAAAAUGCAUUGACAUAUACAGACUACUAAUGGGAUUGAACACAAGAAAAGAAAAAAUAGCUGAUUUCAUAUUUUGCCUGAACAUAUUAUACUCGAUAUCUGUGAUGAAUGAUAUGCUGAUAUCUCGAAAACAAAUUAAUAUGACUAUAUGUAUGCUUCUACAAAUUUUAGAUGAAAUGCUUAUUAUUUUUUACUCAAAGUUGAGUAUGAAAGAGAGGGCAAUAGAUAUAAUGAUGAAAGCAUUUCCUGAUUACUUAUUAGAUGAAGAAGUAAAUGGAAUUGAUAAAAUGAAUGUCAUAGAGAAUAAAGAUGACAACCUUGUCGGAUCUAUUGGUGAGUACCUCAAAACUGGGUGUACCGUUUGUUGCGGAUUCAGAGGAAAAGAAUUUAAUUAUAGUGAAGGAAAAUCCGAGGAGAGAUGUUUCCAAAGUGGUACUAGCGUUAUUAUGGGUGCACUGUUAAAUGAAAAUAUAAACGUGCAUGAAAUCAUACGUUUGUAUUUGUCUUAUAGUGGGUAUUGCAGGCAUAAGAGCAGGAAAAUCAAGAGACUUGGUAAGGAUGGGGAGAUCUGUACACAUGAUGAAGAAAUCAUGUCUGGUGAAAAGAAUGAAUCAGAUGAAAAAAAUUUAGGAAAUGUAACGAGCACAUCGAAUGAGGAUCAAGAAUGGGAAGAAUCGAUUUCUUCUAACUCCAACUACCCAAGCAGCGUGAACAGCUCAGAUAUAGAAAAUAUAAUCAUGGGUAAAAGUGCAAGUAGAGGAAUUAAACAUUCCAAUAAUUUUUACAUAGAUAAAAAGGAGAAGAAAAAAUCGCUCAUAAAAAAAAGUAGUCAAGAAUUUGUGUUUCUGAUUUUGUAUAUCAUGAACAACAUAUUUCAAUCUCGUAAAUAUAGUUUGUACUUUUGUAGUAGGAAAAAUGAGUCUGUUAAGGACGAGACAGAAACAAGGAAAGAUAAAGGUGCAGAAACGAGAAGGGAAAAAGGGGAAAAAAAUUAUGAAAAUAUGAACAGUAUAGGUACAUGUCAUACAUGGGCUAAUAUGAAAAAUAAAGAAAAUAUGGACAAGGAAAAAACAGUACUUGGUGGGAAUUAUUCCUGUGAUGAUUUAACUGAGGAAAUAAAAAUGAACGAAUUGGGUAGAAGAGGAGGAGGAGUAGGAGUAGGAAGACGAAUUAACCAAGGAAAUGAACAGAUAAAUAUACAUGAAUAUGAUUUUUAUGAAACCAAAGGUAAGGAUUAUGUAGAAGAUUUCUGUGGAGGUAUAGAAGGAGGAGGUCCUACAUCAAAUAGAACUUUUGAGAGUGAAUAUUUGUCAGAUAGCUCAUCAGGUUCGACCUCUGUGUGCAGCAUGUGCAGUCAUAAAAGUGUGAACAAAAGAGAAAGUAGACUAAGCAGGGCCAUGACCAGAACAUACGCUAAGAUGCCAAAUGACGAAAAUAAAUCUUCACAAAAGGAAGGAGACGAGGCAGAAGUGAUGACCAACUAUCGAACGGACGAAAGAGUGCAGAACACUUUGAUUACACAAUUGAGGGAAGAGGCACACUGCAUAGGUGAAGAGGCCAAUCGCGUAGGUGAAGAGACCAAUCGCGUAGGUGAAGAGGCCAAUCGCGUAGGUGAAGAGGCCAAUCGCGUAGGUGAAGAGACCAAUCGCGUAGGUGAAGAGGCCAAUCGCGUAGGUGAAGAGACCAAUCGCGUAGGUGAAGAGGCCAAUCGCGUAGGUGAAGACACAAACUGCAUAACUGAAGAGACUAAGGUUUGUGACGUGUUUAACAGCAACCUUUUGAACACGAGCAGUGGUAACUCGCUUUUUCCUAGUAGUGAAGUAUUUCCCAAUCAUGAUGGGGGAUCUGUGCGCACAGAAAACUGUGUUAUUCCAGAGAAUGAGUAUUUUCACAAGUUAGGAGAUAUAACCCCAUGUUUAACCAAUGGAAUCAACACAGAUGUUGUUCAUCAGACUAGUGAUAAUGUAAAUUUUGAAAACAUGAACAGAAUGAAUUUUACUCUUGAGAAACCUUACCCAGAGGAUGUUAACGCAUGCAGUAGUAAUUUCCCAAAUCAAAGCACGAACGAAACGCAAAAGAACUGCAUAGAUGUAACAAGUUGUCAGGAGAACCACAAUAGUGAAUCUAUUUGCUUGAAUAAUGUCAAUUUACGUGAUAAUGAUCUGUAUGAAGGGAAUGCUGCAAAGAGGAACUGUACUGAAGAGGAUGCCACAAGAGCGGGAGGAAUAAUAAACGUAAAUGAAAGAAGAACAGAUUGUGAUGGGUUAAAGGAGGAAGAGAAUAAAUGUGAUGAACACCUGAGUGGAGAGAUCAAUAGUGGUCGUAAAGAUGUUUCGAAGGAGCGAGAAGCGAUAAAAAUGGAGGCCGGUGAUUGGAGGAGUUGUCAUCUGGAUGAAAAUAGGAUAAAAAAUGAAAGCAAAAAUGGAAUAGAAAAUCAAAAGGAGGACGCGGACUUGAACAAGAACGACGAUGCACCCACAGUGGACACAGGAGGAUCAGUAAAAGGGAAAAAGGAAUGUUCAUUUGACGCAGGAUUCAAUGCAAGGAACGAUGGUUCCGGAUUGAGUAAUAAUGAUGAGCUUGCAAAUAUCAAGAAUGAUGAAGUGGACACACAAAAGAAGAACUUUGAAGGUGCAAACCAUGGGGUGUAUGAAGAGUGUGCAAAUAAAAUUAAAGAUUUCAACGCAUCCUGCAUAAGAGUAAAUGGAAAUAGUACGAAUGAUCACCUUUUAAGUAAUAAAUGCAAUGCAGAAAAUUACAGUGAGUCAGGAGAAAAAAAGUAUAACGCUGUGCAGAAUACCAUGCAUAAUGGUAUGCAUAACACCGCACUUAAUAACUAUGGGUAUAACAAAAAUAUGAGUGAAGGAAUUGCAUGCCUUCAGAUGAGUAACAACCAUUACGGGGGGGGGUAUGAUCCCACACGUGUGAUGGAAAUGACGCAUGAUUUAAAUGAUCCCUUUUUAAUCAACAACGCAUUUAAUACGACUAGCCAUGUGAGUCCAUUGUUGACUGGUCAGAUAGAUGUAGGUUCAGAUGAUGGAGUUCACUUCGACAGGACCAACAGUGGAAAUGUUAACAUGCUCCAUAUAUGUACCACUCCUCAGAUUGGAAGCGCUUAUAUGAGCAGCACUUGUGUGGACAGUGUAUAUAUGAACAGUCCGUAUAUUGGCAAUCCUUACAUGAAUAGCUCCAAUAUGAAUAACUCCAAUAUGAGCAACCUCUACAUGAACAGCCCUUACAUGAAUAGUCCCCACAUGAAUAGUCCUUACAUGAAUAGUCCCCACAUGAAUAGUCCUUACAUGAAUAGUCCCCACAUGAAUAGUCCUUACAUGAACAGCCCCUACAUGAACAGCCCCUACAUGAACAGCCCCUACAUGAACAGCCCCUACAUGAACAAUCCAUGCGGGCAAGGAUUCCCCAAUGUGCAACCAAGCAAUAUGCUUAACGCUAACAAGGAAAGACCAAAUGCGUUUUACACUUCGAAUGAAGAGGGUGAGAAGAAUGAUAUGAGAAGCAGCAAUAAAAUAAAUAAGAAAGAAGAACAUACUGGAAUCGAAAGAGUUAACAACACAUCUGUAUACACGAAGGAAGAGGAUAAUGUAGAUAAGCUUCAAGAUGAAAAUAAGACAGCAAAUUAUGUUAAAAACUUAGAAGCUGAGGGAUAUGUUCGUAGAAAUGAGGAGGAUAGUAAGGCUAGACAUUUUUGUAAAAAUACGGAUAAAUCAUGUGGCCAUCGUAACAAACAAGAAAUUAAAGAAAUUUAUAGAAAUAUGAAAAAAGAGAUAUAUGAAGAAAUGAAAAAAAUAUUUAAAGAGAAAAAAAUAAAGCAGAACAAAUUAUUACAUUAUUUUGAUUUAAGUAAAUUUAUUAGUAUAUUCGAAUUAAUUUUUUUGAAAAAUUUUGAAAAUAUUAUUUUUCAUGAGAAAGCAAUACAAAAUAUUUACAUGAACAUGUUCAUAUGUGUUGAUAUAUUAAAUAACGAAUUGGGUAGAAGUAUAUCUCUGAAGUAUAUAUUUUUUCCAUCACAUUUAUUACAAAGUACAAAACGUUUAAAAAUUACAGCUCAUUUUGAUAAGAAGAACAGAUUAUUUGUCAAAUCAGACGGUUUACCAGUUAUAGGAGGGAGAAACAAAAAACUUAAGCAUAACAUUAGUGAAGGGAGGGAAGUUACUGAUGGAAAAAUUUAUAACACACUUCAAAAUGAAGCUGAAUGUACAUGGGAGAAAAAAAUAAACCAUUCUCCUAACCUUUUAGUUAAUACCCCAAACAUGGAAGGCAUUGCAAAAGAUUAUUGCUAUAAGCAAUUGUCACAAAAGGAGAAUGCAUUAGAUGGUAACAACUUACCCAUUGCACCUGAAGAGGUGAGAAAUGAAAACCAAAAUAGUACUCUGCUACGAGAAGAGAAAAAAAAGGGGAUUAGUAAUUUUGAAGAGAAGAAAUGCUAUGUUGAAAAAAAUUACAAGAAUGGAAAAAAGAACGAAUUGAGCGGGGUGGAAUACAGGGAAAAAAUAAAGAAAUUAUUUUUAAAAAUUUUUCGAAAAAAUAACAAGAAAUAUAAUAUAUAUAAAAAAAUCGAUUAUGAAUAUUUAAAAAGGAAGUAUAAAUAUUAUGGUCCAUUUAAUUGUCAAGAAAAAGAGAAGCAUAAAAAGUUUAUUAUACUCGAUUUACAUGAAAUUACGAAAAAAAUUUUGUUAAAAGUGUAUAAGCGCGUUAAUAGCCACUUGAACAUGGCAAUUUUAUCAUUAAACAUAUUAACAUAUAUAUUGUAUUUCUUACCUAAGAAGAUGUUUCACGUGUCAUUUAUUCCAUGGAUAUUAAAUGAAACAAUUAAUGUAAAAUGUGCAUACACAUAUUUAAGUGUUCCUUUAUGUAUUUUAAAUUAUAACGGAUUUCUUUUUCUUGAAACCAUGAUGAAAUUUAUUAUUCGGAUGAUUCAAAAUAAUAUGAUGCCUUUACACUCAUAUAUCUUAUCAUUUCUUCGUUUAUGUUCCUUUCCAUUAUAUAUAUAUUUAUACUUUGAUAUCCCUGUUUCACACACACUUAUUAUAACAUCAUUGUCUGCUUUAUACCUCUUAGUUACAUACGAUCCUGAUUUUUUAGCUACGGGUUUUGUUAAUGCAAAAUCUUGUGACACUCCUGAUUCCUUGAGCAGGAACAUCAGAAGCGAUGAUAAUUUAUCUAGUGGCAAUAAACAUAGCAGCGCUGAUCAGAUUUACAAAAAAAGAAAAGUUUGCGAUCUUCAAAGUUCAGAAAAUUGUGCAGCAAAAUCGGGGGAAGACGAAGCGUCAAAUGAGGACAAGGAUGAAAAAACAAAUGAGGUCAAGGGUGAAAAACCGAAUGAGGACAAGGAUGAAAAACCGAAUGAGGACAAGGAUGAAAAACCGAAUGAGGACAAGGAUGAAAAACCGAAUGAGGACAAGGAUGAAAAACUAAAUGAAGGCACAAAUGGGGAGACAAGAAAUAAUGUAGAAGAACUAACAGAUGAAAGAAAAGAAUUGCUGGAAAAAAUUUUUAUGAAAACCAUGUUGCUAUUUUUAAAAAAGUCCAUUUAUUUUAAAAGCAUUUUCAAUUGUGCAAAUAUAAAUGAGAAAGAAGAAAUGAUGGUAGAUAGCAAAAGAGUUCAAGUAAUUUUAAAGAAUUGGAAGAUGAAUAGUGAAGAAAUGGAAAAAGAAAAAGAGAAUUUUUGUUUUUCCAAUAUUGAAAAUAAAGUCUUUUAUUUACAUGACAAUUUACUUUUAUAUGCUCUGGACAAUUUUCCUAUUUCAAGCAGUGCUAAGGAUAUGAAAAUGUGUGAAAACAUAAGAAAUCAGUUUAUCAAUCAGUAUUGUACAACAAUUGCUUUUUCUUAUGACUUUUUAAUGUCUGAAAAUAUUGAGGUACAAAGACUAAGCAUUUAUGCUCAUUCCAUAGUGCAAAUUUUUUUAUUUUUAUCAUCUCACCGUAUCCUGUGGCAAUGUUUAUCACCUCAUAUCCCCGUACUAACUCAGAUGGCAUUUAUUCAGACGGACAUCAGUAGAUCCCUAUGGGUAAUAUUAAAAGAGUACUAUUUCAGAAGUUUCAUGAGAGAGAGGAGAAGUGUGAAAAAAUGCAAUUCGUGCUUUGAUUCAAAAUUGGUGAAAAUUGAAAGGGUAAAGUGA
Messenger RNA from Plasmodium gonderi, 7770 nucleotides. Its product is annotated as ARID/BRIGHT DNA binding domain containing protein. Lineage: Eukaryota; Apicomplexa; Aconoidasida; Haemosporida; Plasmodiidae. The transcript is spliced from 2 exons. Bases 1 to 7770 code for a protein of 2589 amino acids. The record is from RefSeq and is a predicted model, not a curated record. Gene Ontology annotation, molecular function: DNA binding.